Messenger RNA from Danaus plexippus (monarch butterfly), 10239 nucleotides. RefSeq lists its product as uncharacterized. The record is from RefSeq and is a predicted model, not a curated record. The coding region runs from base 484 to 7725 and encodes 2413 amino acids. The transcript is spliced from 14 exons. Lineage: Eukaryota; Metazoa; Arthropoda; Insecta; Lepidoptera; Nymphalidae.
AAUUAUUAUCCUACUCGUUUUACCACAUGUCGAAAGGCAUAUUUAUUACUCUUUUUCAAGCUAAAAGCUCAAGUGGAGCAAUCUAUGGGCUUCAUGCAGUUUACCAACACGACAAUGGCCGAAUUGUCCGUGUAAAAUAUUUUUUAUUGGCUCAUACAUCUAAACCUGCCAUGUCUUUGGUUUUAAAAAUGGCGUAUACAAGCUUUUUGUUUGCCGGUUUACGCUUCUAAAUAAUUAGUUUUCAAGACCCUGCGCGUAUUUGAACGACACGUUAACGUUGUGAAUAUGAGAAUAAAGUACAUGUGUAGGUACAUUUAUCUGCACCAUGGAUCCGUGAACAUAUUUUUUUAGCGUUAUGGUGAAUUAGAAUGGUGCCUGUGGUUUGUCAAGCUCGCACGUCGACAGGUUACCCGUUUGUAACGUAAAUAUCACCUAGCGGGCGUUUUAUAUUUCAGAUAUGACAGCGUCGCAAAACAGUAGAUAAUGGAGAGUUCAGAAGACGAUGCGGGUGCCGCGGCGUACGCUUCCCGCCGUGCAUCGGCGCGGGAAAAGGACAUUGGACAGAUUGAGGACGUCAAUGCAACUAGUAGUUUUCAACAGGAUUCUUCGAAUCCCAGAACAUCUUGUGAAACCCCCGCAAUGUCGGAGGAAAACUUUGACGGCGACAGCGUCCCAUCUCCGUCAACACAAGAUGUCAACACAAGCACGGAAGCGAUCUUGGAUAUGAUUGACGAGAUCGUUGACGGCCCAGGAGCCCCAAAACGUCUACCCUUAGCCUCUGAAAAGGAUACUGACCAUCGAUUUGCUGGUGGCGGUGAACCUAAUAUCGUUGUUGACGAAAGUAAAGAAGACGAAAAAUCGCUUCAGUCAUUCAACACACUCUCUACCACAAGUGCCAAAAUAGAAGAUGUGCAAAAUUGCGAGUUAAGUGUAGCCAGUGAACAGAUAUCACAAAACGAUGUUUUGGUAGAUGUGAAAGCGGUGUGUAAUAAAGUACCCGAAACAUGUUCAUCUGUACUUGAAAUAAAUGACUUGACAGUAUCAAAAGAUACUAAAAGCGAUUUAGCAUCAAGUUGUGAGGAACCAAAUAGUAGUUCUGUUCAAAAUAUUCCUUUUAAUAGUGUUACACACGCAGUUCAAAAUCAAACUGAUACAGACACACAUAGUGCACCAUGUGAAAGAACAGUGAAAAGUGUGACAUCUAGUGAUAUCCGGGACAAUGUUAUUGUAGAAAGUGCAGAAUCAACUUCUAGUGAUAAUAGUAUUAGUGAAGGGAAGUCUCCCUUAGUGGAGUCAGCAACAAGAUCACCUUUGCGGCGUCGACUUGUGCGCCCAAUAACAAUUCGGCCAGAUUCAACUGUCUCAUCGACAGUAGAUUCCACUCUUUGUAUUGAUACUACAGAACAGGCAAGUGAAUGUGUUGUAAAAGAUGUUUCAAGUUCAUCAGAUGCUGUGUCAUCAGCCUGUGGGAAUGUUAAACAAGAAACAAUUAGAAAUGAAAGUGACAGUAAUCUCUGUAAACCAGAAACAUCAUCAUCACCUGCUAAGAAAAUUAAACUUAUAAGACCUAAAAUAAUCCCACAAACUGUUAAAAUCCAAGAAGAAACUAGGGAUGAGAUUCUGUUUGUACAGAGGGAUACAGAACAAUGUCAACCAACAUCUUCAGAAGUAACAGCUGUUUCUGCAGAGCUGCAAUCAGAAUCAUUAGAAUCUACAAAUAUAUCUAAGACAGAUUCUGAAAUAAACUUCUCAGAAAAUACUCCAACAGGAGUAAAAGAUAAAGCAACAGCUUUAUCUUCAAAAAUUACUGAAUCUGAUGUGCAAACUCUACAGACAUUACCAAAAAAAGAAGAAUCACAGACCGCUACAACCAGUUCUGAUAUUAUUUUACCCGAGGAAGAGAAUGUGCAGAAGCUUCCACCUUUAGUUAUUAAUCUUAAUGCUUCAAAUAUUAAUGAAUCUGUUCAAAAAACUCAGGAGAAUGAAACUAACUGUGAUGAUAAUUCAGAAAAUUCUGAAAAACAAGUACCUAAAUUGAUGAUCAAAUUAGGUAAGCAUUCUGAGGAGAUUAAGCCACCAGUACCAAAAUUGACAAUUAAACCAAUUAGACCACCAUCAGAGAUAGAUUGUAGUACUUCUGAGAAAUUAAAUGAUGAUGCUUUACAUAUACCUAAAUUAAAUAUAAAACCUGUUACAAAAAAACCAGAAAAAAUAUAUGAAAUUCAUAGGAAAUCAAGUAGUAGUGAAAUUUCAGAAUCAGAAUAUUCAGAAAAUGAUGAAAGCGCCAGUACUUCUGAUCAAGCAUCAACGUCAGAUCAGGGAUCAACAGAUGUUAUCCCAAAGGUAACAAUUAAGCUUGGGAAACCCGGUACAGAAUCUGAGGGGCAGUUUUACACAGAACGAAAUAUUCCUAAAAUCAGUGUGAAAACAAUGCAAAAUAAUGACUAUGAACAUGAGCAAAUGUCUCCUACAAAAAUGAAGAUAUUUCUUAGCCAAAAUCAAGAUAAACAAAGUGAAAAGAUUCCUAAGUUAACAAUAAAAACUGUUGUAAAAUGUGAAAAUCAACCUUUAAGCCCGAAACUCACUAUAAAGCCUUUAAAACCUCCUGAUGAUGCUAGCAAAGAAAAUCCUAUCGAACAAUGUCAAGGUCAUGAAGUAUCUAAACUUAAAAAAUCAUCAGAAACAAACAUAACAAGUUCAGAUAGUAAGGAUUUAGCUCAUGUACCGAAAAUAACCAUUAAGCCAGUCACAAAGUCUGAAAUUGAAACUGUUGGUAAGAGUAAAAAGCCAAAUGAAAAUUUUGAGCUAAUUCCCGUUGUGACAAAAUUAAAUAUUAAGCCGGUAAUUAAGCCUUCAGAUAGCAUUGAAUCUUCAGAGACCUUGGACAAAGAUAAAGUUCCUGUAGUUUCAAAAUUAAAUAUUAAACCCAUUGUAAAGCCUAAGGAUAGUGAUUUAGAUUCUAGUAAAGAAGUACCUAAGAUUAUGAAAUUGAAUAUUAAACUCUUAAAAAAUGCUGAUACAAAUUCUUCAGAAGAAAAAGACUGUGAUGAUAAAGCUGAUUUAGAUGAAAAUAGUAUACCUGUUAUAACUAAACUUAAUAUUAAGCCUAUUGUUAAGCCUCUAGAUGAAGAUAAAUUAAAAGAUAAUGACAAUCAAUCCUCUGAAACAGGAAACUCUAGUGAUGAAAACACUGAUCACAUACCUAUUGUUACUAAAAUUAAUAUUAAACCAAUUUGUAAACCGAAUGAUAUGGAGGAAUCUGGACCAAGUUUAAAGAAAGAAGAUAAUAUCCCAGUUGUAACAAAAUUAAAUAUUAAACCAUUAAUUAAACCAGAUGAUACAUUAUCUCCUUUAUCUCCAAAGAAGGAACUUUUAAAAAGUGCCCCAUGUUCUCCGAAAAGGUCACCAACUAUAACUAAACUGAACAUAAAACCUAUUGUAAAACCAGACGAACCGAAACAAUGUGUUGAUACUGAAAAUGAUGAAACAAUAAGCAAAAAUCCACCAAUACUUAUGAAAAUAAAUAGGAAAACAGGGGAUACAUACAUAAAUGAUGACCAAUACAGUGUUGGUGAAGUUGAAGAUCACAAAAUAAGCAACAGUAUUCAUGACAAUUGUUCUGUUAUAUCAAAAGUGAACAUUAAACCUAUAAAUAAAUCCUCUGAUGAUAUUUACACAAAAGUAACGGAUUGCAAUGAAGGCAGGUCAAGUGGAAAUGAUAGAAAUGCAAUGGGUUCAAAUGAAAUCAAGUUGAAUCAAACUUUACAAAGAGGCGAUUUAAGUCAAAAUUGUAUUACGCAAUUUUCGACAAAUGAGCGAAAAUUAGCACCUAAAGAGGAUUCAUCAGUAUCAGCUAUAAAAGAAAUGAUAGCAGAUUCAUUAAAGAAGCAAAAUCUGCAAGAAAUGAACAUGAAUUCGUCCUUUGCACAUUCAUCCUUAGAGCCCAAAGAGGCUCCAGUAAAGAAAACAGAUAGAGAUGUAUACAACAUAAGUAUGACUGAUUCAAAAGUCGAUGCUUAUUCUGAACUUUUAGUUAAAAUACCUAGUGACAUGACCAAAAAUAUGCCGAGACAAAAUUGUACACUUUUGAAAAAAUUAUUAGAAACACGUAAGGAUAAGUUAUUGGAUGACGAUAGUACCAAGAAACAAAUGAAUAAAAAUUCGCCUACUAUAUCACAUGAUAUGCAAAAAUCACCUUCAAAGCAUGUAAAUAUUACAAACGAUUUUCAUAAAGAAAAAGUAUAUUCGGAAAUUAAAUGUAAUAUAUCUGAGAGGAUUUCAGAUGAAUUUAGUAAAGCUAAUGAUGUAGGUUGCAGUAUACCUCCACUGAGAGUUCGAUUAAUGCAAGAAUUGUGUAUAGAAACUAAUGAAAAUUUAUCAAAAUCAUUACAAAUAGAUAUUUCCGAUAAAGUAACAAGUCACAGUCCCGAUCAAGAUUCUCCUAGGAUAAUAUUAAAAAUAAAUAAAACUGAUCAAGGAACAUCUGCUGAAAUCAUAACUGAAGAUAUAAAAAAAUCGGAACAACAACAAUGUUCACCUGAUAAUACUCAAAUAUUGACAAACGAUCUGUAUCAAAAGAAGAAACUAGCAAACUGUAGGAGAAAACCUCAUAUAGACACGCCCAUGCCAAUGGGUAAGAGAUUGAGAAGUUCGAGAGUCCUCCAGACGUCAGAAAAGACUUCUACACCUAAAAAAAGUAUGGGCAAAAGGCCUUCUGCAAUUGAGAUAAGCCCUCCCCAGAUUAAAGAACAAGAAAUUUCGGUAUUAGAUUCAAAGAGAUUAAAACUUGGGCAGCUUCUAUCUAAUAAGUCAUUAACAAUUACACCAAUAGUUUCAAAAGCGUGUUCAGUGUCACCAACUAAGACAUCUGAAAGCAAACAAGUUGCAAAAAAUCAUUCCUUACUGAAUAACGAAAACUGUGCUAAAAAUGGUAGUUCUAAGCUGCACAACAUUUUAUCAAACUUGCAAGCAAAGCAAUUACAAGGAAUGCCUUUUAGUGAUAUAAAUCAUGCUGAGAACAAUCAAAAUUCCAGUCCAGAUUUGAAAUCCAGUACGUCCACAGGCAGCCUUGAGUUGAUAUCUGAUAAUUCAGCAAUGGAAAAAUCUAGACCCGAGGUUCAUGAAAUGCUUUUCCACGACAAUUCAGAAUCUCACGAUUUCAGUGUUGGGCCAGAGGAAGUUGCGCGUGAUCCAUUAGAAAUGGACUCUUUGAAAAUAACUUCUGACAUAUUUUUACAUGAAAACAUUCCCAAAACAGUAGAAAUGACGCCUCAGCCUAAAAAACGUGGCCGUCCCCGUAAAAUUCCAGUGUCGGAAGGUACUCGGGUAGUAACUCUGCCAGCUACAGCCUUGGAGGAGCGACCUCAACGAUCGCUCCGGUUAUCCAGGGAUCGUCCAGUGAUUAUUGUUAAACCAAGGGGCAGGGGUCGCGGGCGUGGACGUAGACUCGACACCGACUCGGACCAAACAAGCACCGAACCCGCGGUGGAAGCAGCCAACAAAUAUUUCAUCGAACAGAAAGCAGAAGAUAUAGAUCCUACCAGUUCUCGUAUUAAGCUGCCUCGGAUGACGGAAGCCCUGGAUAAGAUGCCAUGUUCUACACCGCUUUCAAGUCGAAGGCGGACUUCAUCUUCUGAAUCGUUCACGGGCUUGGAUACGACGCUACCAAAAAUGGAAGACCCGUUUUUGAAGUCGCCUGAGUUAGUGGAAAUGAGAGGACGUGGUUCUAGAGGAGGGCGAGGCAGUAGAGGAGGCCGGGGAAGAGUGGCGCGGUCCCCGAGAGGCAGAGGUCGUGGUCGCGGAGGAGGCAGGGGAGCCAUGUACAUGAAGGAAACUAUGGGAAUAUAUGGCAGAGUGUGUGGCCCAGCCACAACAACAGUUCAGUUGUUUGAAGAGGAAACUUGCAUGAUGGAUGACAAUGCAACCCCAGCCAAGCCCUCGCAUUUAUUGGACGAAGAUUCUCAGAGUUCAGUUAAGAGUUUGACAAAUGACAGUAGCAGAAUGAGAAAAUCCAAAUUUGCAGAUCUGUUUGACAGUAACAAAGUGUGGACGGCUGCUGAUGUAAAGGAAUACAUGUGGCCACCUCCUGAGACAACAGAUGGCGAACAUCAGGUGAUGAUGAUCCAAGAACAAGUAGCAAUGUUCUUGGGGGUAAAAAGCUUUAAAAGGAGAUAUCCUGAACUGAAAAGACGAACAAUUGUUGGAGAGGAAAGAGAUUAUGUACUCAGCAAAGGCUUGGUCACAGAAGCCCUUUGUGACCUCGGUAUAACUGCGGUGGAUGCCAGUGAAGUUCUCGACAUAAUGCUGUCUGACUAUCCUCAUAAGUAUGAGGAGUUCCGGAGUCAUCAGAGAGAGAAACAGUUGGCUGAACCACCGGAUGAUGUGGACGAUAAGACUGAACUUAAGGAGAAGGUUGAGAUCAGAGAAACCAAACUCGACAGCAAACCUGAACCGCCUAAGAUUGACCCGGAGAAGACCAGACAGGACAUGGCGGCGGCGGCUAUUGCUUCUGCUAGCGAAUUCAACGCCCGUAUGAACGCUCUGCGGCGGCCGGCGUGUGCGGACUUGCAGUCGCUUAGCGUGUGUCGCCGUCGACCCGCGCCCCCGCCGCCCGUACUGCGAGUCGCGCCGCCGGGUGGAUUCUACCCCCACGCCUUACUCCCGGGACAAUAUCAGCAUACUUACAGGGUCUACACGCCCGAGGAGCUGAGAUAUUUCCCCCUGAACACGGCCCUGGCCGCGCCGCCGGCCCCCUGUAGCGACUCCAGCUCGGACUCGGAGGCCGAUUGGGCCGAUCGUUGUUCAUCCUCGGAACAAUCGGACGUAGCGCCCGCCAGCGCUAAGCGGAAAAAGCUUACAAAAACGAAACGCGUGAGUCAAACGGAGACAGUCGUCCCCAAAGAAGAGGAAGUGGACACGUGUCGAGCUUGUAAGAUGAGAAUCGAAGCCAACCGCAAGUACACCCACGAGCGAUUCCUUGUCUGCUCCAACUGUAACGCCAAACUUCACCCGUCGUGCGUGGAGCUGGGUCCGGACACCAUCCGCAAGUGUCGCGAGUACUCGUGGCAGUGCGCCGAGUGUAAGACGUGCUGCGCGUGUUCGCGACCCGCCGACGACGACAAGAUGCUGUUCUGUGACCUGUGCGACCGCGGCUUCCACAUCUACUGUGUCGGCCUGCACACCGUGCCCAAUGGUCGCUGGCACUGCGUGGAGUGUUCGGUGUGUAAGUCGUGCGGGUCGCGGUCGGCGGGCGGGCCGGGCGGCGGGCCGGGCGACUGGCACCACCAGACAAGGCGCGGGCCCGGCGGACACAAGCUCUACUCACACUCACUGUGCACGCCCUGCGCCAGGGCGUAUCGCAUCGGUCGCUACUGCCCGCUCUGCGAUCGCUCCUUCAUCGGGCCAAAGGGGACAAUGCAGCUCGUCAUUUGUAAGCUCUGCGAUAGGCAACUGCAUCAAGAGUGCGUUAAGCAGACAACGUCUCGCCUCAAAGUAUUGGAUUACACGUGCGGUGAGUGUCGGCGGGGCGGCAUCACGUCGCGGGCGGCCGCUGUUCGUCUGGCGCCGCGCACUAUCGCCACGCUGUUCAUGGCGAAGCGUCGCUUCAACAAGUACGCACACCGACAGUACCUCGAGAGUCGAGCGCGGAACCCCCACCACAACCCCCACGACCCCCAGGACGACAACCCCGACGACCCCCUCGACGUGUCCGACCCACUUGUAUAGCUGUAAUAUAGUGUAUUGUAAUAUUAUCUCGCUUCGGUACUACGGUUGUAAGCGUAAAGCGUAAAUCUGAUUAAUAUUAACCGUUAGGCUACGCGCCGUCGUCUCUGGUAAGACGCCGGUAUAGUUAUAAUUCUUCGGCAGAUCGUUCGACGUAAUUGAGUGGUUACAUAGCUGUAGUGAGUUCGCUAACGUAUAAACUGUACAGUAAUUUAAUACUAACUUCACUAUAUGGGUAGCUGGGCAAUCAUACUAUUUUUAAUAUUAAUAUGUUUUUUAUAAAUUAGCGUUACAUAUGAAGUCUGCAUCCCCGUGUUAUUUAUGUUGAAGGAGUAUAGGGUACGCGAGAUCGAAUAAUGUGCUGUUUUUUGUUAUGAUGAUUGACUUAGAUCGACGCUGACAUUGUUUAAGUGUGGUUUAUAUAAAGGGAAGUGUCUUAAUUAGUAUGUUUUCUGUGCAAAUAAUUUCCUCGUAAAACUGAUAAAUAAACUGUAUAUUGUAAAAAUCUGCCUUUUAAUGUAUUUUUCAUGUAAUUUUUAUUAAGAGAAAAUGGUAUAUUGAUCGGCAACGUCAUUUAUAAAAUGAUCUAUUAAAUGAAGACAGUGCGCAUUUUCUUCGAUGUUAGGUUAAAUAUUUUUUUUAGAGUAUUGUUAAUUUCGCUUAAUAAGGUAUUUAUUUUAGUUAUACUUUUAUAUGGAUACAACUGUAUACAACAUAUACCCCAUUCGAUGCAUAUAUAUUUAUAUACAUGUAUAUUAUAUUCGGAAGAAACAAAACAUACAUUAUGGUGAAUAUUCAGUUGCGGGUGACUGUGGUGUCCGAAUGAAUUUACUUAUAAUAUAUAAAAAAAAACUCACGCGACUCAUCAGAUUCCCGAAACGGAGAGACGAUUAUUGAUAUAUUGUUGAACGUGUCUAUUGGAACUCUAUACAUGUUUAGUUUAAUUGAAUGAGUGAAAUUAUCAGCAGCUCCGAUACUGACAAUUUAUUUUACACGUUUAAGACGGAACGCUAGUUACUAACUGUACAUAAGGAUAGAGCUCGUGUUAAAUCGUUGUAUCUAAGACCGCUAUUAUGAUAAUGUAUCAUCCCUUACUACGUUAACUUACGAUUAUUAUCGAUACGUUUCCAACUAGCGUUCUUGCUUAAUUUCAAAGUACAAAAUAUAGGCUACCUUCUAAUUUAUUAACAAUUCGCCCUGGAAAUUUAAUAAGCCCAUUGAAUGAAGAUUAUCAAAUAUAUUAUAUAUAAGAAUUAUGGUAUGAUUAUUUUCAUUAUCAAGAAAUUAUUUAUAGUAAUCAUGGAAAUAGUAUUAGUGUAGACGAAUUAGGUGUUUAUUAAUUUCUCGGGCGACGCUCAAGAUAUAUCGAUCCUAUGAAACUAUGGUUUCAUAGCGUCCCUUAGACGGUACUGUGGUUGUAACCACUAUAUAUAAUUUACUAUAAUUAUUAAUUAGCGGUAUGGUUUUUAUUUUUCUGUUCUAUGUUUUUUUUUUUUAUAAUGUUCAUAGAAAUAUAUGCUAUAGUGUCGUAUCAUACAAUUAUUCGUUUAAUUAUAAGUAUCGAUUCUGUAACUUGUCAUUAAAUAUAGAGAUAUAUUAAAGAAAAAUAUAUGCUGUAUUAUGCACACUUAUGAACCCUUAAGAAAUAUGAAAUAAAAUAGUAACGGUUUGAUCGUUACGAUUGGACUGUCUCUUGAAUCUCUUAGAACUUCACGUUUGAUGUGUCAUCGAAACUGACCUUCACCUUAACUAUAAAAUAUCAGUAUCCUUAUCACAAGUUUGUAUCGUCGCACUUCAAACUCAGCGUUACCAGUUUUCUAGUCAUGAAUGUUCGCACACGAUAGUAUCGACGUGGUUUAUUGAAUCGAAAACUGCUAACUCCGUGUGUGUCGUUACAAUACAGACUUGUGAUAAGGUUUAUUGUAUACUAGCGUCCCAGCGAUAAUAGCGAUAUUAUUGCUUCUAAUUUGAUACAACACUAGGAGCUUUCACUAAAAGAUAAUUGGAAAGGUCACCAUACGCUGAAUUAUUAAAUAUAGUAUCAUUGCGAUUGUUUCAAAGAGUAUGCGUUCUCUCUACUUAUCAUUCUGCGCGCUAUUAUCAUUUGACCACUGUUGUGUGCAAUCGACCCUAUAUGUUGUGUAUUAUAUCUUAUACUAGGAUAUGAUCAGUGACUUCGACUAGUGCUGACUAAGUGUAAUGUAUCGAGUUUAGUUUGUAAUUAUGCUUUCUUUAUUAUUAAUCAUAAUUUACUUUGUGACGAUUUUUAUGAUAAAAUUAUGUCAUUUUGGAUAAUUUCAUCGAAUCAUGUAACAUUUUUUAAUGAUAUACAACAACUGGUUAAGGUGUGUCUACACACCAGAAAAUCGCAUUGCUUUAUCGACACAGGUGAAUAAGACUUACUUGUAAGAGAAAUAAUUAUAACUUUUAUGUCUACUUAAUGCAAGUGUAACGUUCUAGAAAUCUCGCACUGUUCGGUCAAUUUUGUAAAAAAAAAAUAAAGUAAAUUUAAUUUGA